This is a messenger RNA of Aureobasidium uvarum, 336 nucleotides long. NCBI's taxonomy places the organism in Eukaryota, Fungi, Ascomycota, Dothideomycetes, Dothideales, Saccotheciaceae. The record is from the annotation of a GenBank genome assembly.
AUGACCCAAGAGUUCGACAUGUCCACCUACCUGAGUACCCUCAAGGUCAUGGGCCGCUUCCACAAUGUCGGUCUGCCCGACUACGACCUCCCUGCCAUGAAGGCCCAGGACUUUGCACCCAACGGAUCCUACAUUGGUGCCAGUCACAUCGGUAACCACCCCGAGAUGGUCGCCAUGCUUGAGCUGGCUUCCAAGCAGAACAUCAGGUCUUGGAUCGAGACCAUUCCCAUCUCACCCGAGGGCUGCGCUAAAGCCGUCACCGGUGUCAAGGAGAACAAGGUUCGCUACCGCUACACUCUUACCGGUUUCGACGAGGCUUUCGGCAAGCGCUAUUAA